Messenger RNA from Zingiber officinale, 1275 nucleotides. Its product is annotated as SPX domain-containing protein 1-like. The record is from RefSeq and is a predicted model, not a curated record. NCBI's taxonomy places the organism in Eukaryota, Viridiplantae, Streptophyta, Magnoliopsida, Zingiberales, Zingiberaceae. The transcript has 3 exons. Gene Ontology annotation, biological process: cellular response to phosphate starvation. Bases 174 to 1034 code for a protein of 286 amino acids.
CAUAUUCCAUUCUUCAUCGUCCGGCAUAUUCCCUCUUCUUCUUUAUCAUCUCUUUCCUUUAUAUGACCCCCUCUCUCUCCUCUCGCUCUAUUCCAAAAUUCCCCCCUUUUGCGCUCAUUCCUUCGUGAUCCUCGUUGGCUUCGAUCCUAGAUCGGAAAGAUUGCGUCUUGGUGAUGAAGUUUGGGAAGAACCUCAGCAGCCAGAUCGAGGAGACGCUGCCGGAGUGGAGGGAUAAGUUCCUCUCCUACAAGGACCUCAAGCGGCGACUCAAGCUAAUAUCCGGCGCCGAUCUGCCGGCCAAGCGGGCCAAGUUGGCCGAUGAGGUGGCCGUCGGCGACAACGCGCCUUCCUCCACGGCUGAGGAGGAGGAGGAGGAGUUCGUGAGUCUCCUUGAGGCCGAGCUUGACAAGUUUAAUACUUUCUUCGUCGAGAAGGAGGAGGAGUACAUCAUCCGCCAAAAGGACUUGCAGGAUCGAGUCACUGCAGCCAUCUCUAGGGGUUCCAAGGAGGAGUUGAUGAAAGUAAGGAAGGAAAUUGUAAACUUUCAUGGAGAGAUGGUUCUUCUCGAGAACUACAGUGCCCUGAACUACACUGGUCUAGUGAAAAUACUGAAAAAGUAUGAUAAAAGAACUGGAGCACUUAUCAGGCAGCCCUUCAUCCAAAAGGUUCUUAAGCAGCCAUUCUUUACGACCGAUCUGCUUAACAAACUUGUGAAGGAGUGUGUGGCGAUGCUUGACCACCUCUUCUCCAAGAACGACCCACCAUCAACUUCAGGAGAAAGCAACACAGAGAACGGAGAAAGGAAGCCAGCACAAUCAGGUUCCUGUUUGGCCGCAGGGGUUCCAGAGUUGGAGGAGAUCGAGUAUAUGGAGAGCUUAUACAUGAAGAGCACGAUAGUAGCACUGCGGUCCUUGAAACAGAUUAGGAGUAGAAGUUCGACGGUCAGUUUCUUUUCGCUGCCUCCUUUGAAGAGUAAUGGGUUGGAAGAAAGGUGGCGGAAUAGCGUUCCUGUGGUAGAACAAGUAGCUGAGUAACAGCAUUGCACCAGCAACACUAGAAACCUUGGUUGUCUCGUAAUUUUGUUUGGAAAUGGUCUUCCCUCUAUAUUUCCAUAAAUUCUCUUAAAGGUCCCCUGGAUGGUAUGAUAGUUGAAGCAUUAAGUGUUGUCACAUGAGGUCUGGUCUUGAUCAAAACUCAAUAUAUCCGAACAUGUUUUUCCUUAUACCUUGGUCAACUGUACUAAUAGCUAAUAAUCAUCGGUUAUUUACCUUUUUA